AUGCUCAUGGACACGAUGGAAGAUGAGAAGGAAAAAUUGAAAUUCAAGGAAUUUUGUCAGAAAGAAGGUGGAAUGGAAAUCUUUUUGUUCAUGGACAAGACAUUGGACUUUGUCAAGUUGUGUAAAAAACAAGAAGAGAUUUUAAAAAAACAUCCUGAACUUAUUUCUCAAUUGGAUCGUGAGGAGAAACACAACUCUUCGAUUGAGAAUUCAAAAAAGAAAUACAAAGCUUCAAAUGCAACAAAACAAGAAUUACCGAAUAAGCACAAUACAUCCUCGGAACAACAAUUAUGGAAAGAGAUUGAAAAGGAAAAAUACGAACUAGUCUUUGAAAUAAUUUCAGAAUAUCUAGAUGGGGAUGUAGGAGAGUGUCCACUGGUCGUGAGUGGACACAUUCAUGACUCUCUCAUCAAACAAGUCGAUGCAUUUGAUAUUGACAAAGUUCAAACGUAUUUUAAGAGUUCCUUAUUCGAUGCCAUUCAAAAAGAAAUCUCAAAUGCUUAUUUGAAUAUUUUACAUUUUAGGUUCAAACAUUUGAAGGAAGAGAGAAAGACGGAUCACAAUGUUGAGGUGAAGAUUCAAGCAUAA
This is a messenger RNA of Naegleria fowleri, 588 nucleotides long. RefSeq lists its product as uncharacterized. The record is from RefSeq and is a predicted model, not a curated record. The coding region runs from base 1 to 588 and encodes 195 amino acids. The transcript has a single exon. NCBI's taxonomy places the organism in Eukaryota, Heterolobosea, Eutetramitea, Acrasida, Naegleriidae.